GGUCGGCGAGCCCCCUCGUGACCCUCGCUGAGCACUUGGAGGAGGAAGAGUCUACAUCCUUUAAGUGCUCGACGCAAACUGUUCUCUGAGGAGGUGGGAGAGAUGGCCGGGCUAUCCUUGGACCACCCUUGGGCAUUCACCAUUGGCAUCCUUGGUAACAUCAUCUCACUCAUGGUGUUUCUUGCGCCACUGCCAACAUUCUACAGAGUGUACACAAGGAAAUCCACUGAAGGGUUCCAAUCGGUGCCAUAUGUCGUUGCUCUGUUCAGCUGCAUGUUAUGGUUCUGCUACGCAUUCCUCAAGACCGACGCAUAUCUUUUGAUCACCAUCAACUCGAUCGGGUGCGCUAUCGAGACAGUAUACAUAGUCAUAUACUUGACGUAUGCACCGAAGGUGGCAAAGAUAUUUACCGCAAAACUGGUUCUGGUUGUGAACGUGGGGAUGUUUGGGUUGAUUCUUCUUCUCACGCUGCUGCUAGCAGAGGGCUCCAAAAGAGUUGGGGCAUUUGGAUGGAUCUGCGUGAGCUUCUCCGUGAGCGUCUUUGUGGCUCCCCUGAGUGUCAUUAGGCUUGUGAUGCGAACAAAGAGCGUCGAGUUCAUGCCCGUCUCGCUGUCUUUCUUCCUCACGUUGAGCGCCAUCGUCUGGUUCGCGUACGGUUUACUGACCAAAGACAUUUACGUUGGGCUGCCGAAUGUCGUGGGAUUCAUCUUUGGGAUCCUUCAAAUGGUGCUCUACGUAGCUUACAGGGACAAGAACAGGGUCGCCAUCGAGCACAAGCUGCCCGAGCACAUCAUAUCGAUCGCGAAGCUUAGUGCUGAGAAGGCCUCCGAGAUCUAUCCCAUCGACUCUGCCACACCGGUAGUCCAUGAUCAAGACACAGUGCAAGAACAGGGCGGCGGUGCAGAAGAGGCCAAGGGAGGCAUGGCAGCUCCUCAAAGGGAGAAUGAGACGAACAGUGUUGAGGUCUGA
Musa acuminata subsp. malaccensis (wild Malaysian banana) is the source of this 969-nucleotide messenger RNA. RefSeq names its product bidirectional sugar transporter SWEET14-like. The record is from RefSeq and is a predicted model, not a curated record. Lineage: Eukaryota; Viridiplantae; Streptophyta; Magnoliopsida; Zingiberales; Musaceae. Gene Ontology annotation, cellular component: membrane. Gene Ontology annotation, molecular function: sugar transmembrane transporter activity. Gene Ontology annotation, biological process: carbohydrate transport.